Molecule: messenger RNA, 1519 nt
Organism: Chelmon rostratus (copperband butterflyfish)
Lineage: Eukaryota; Metazoa; Chordata; Actinopteri; Chaetodontiformes; Chaetodontidae
Gene: hmces
Product: 5-hydroxymethylcytosine binding, ES cell specific
Exons: 7
Coding region: 178-1257 (359 amino acids)
Biological process (GO): DNA damage response
Molecular function (GO): single-stranded DNA binding
Source: RefSeq, a predicted model, not a curated record
UGCGCGCUCGCUCUUCAGCCUUUGCCCAGACAAGUCCUCUCUGUACGUUCAUACUGCAGGGGUGCAGACACACAAACACGCUCAUUACAUAAUACACACAGCGAGUUCAACAGUACGCUGUACAUAUAUCAUAACACUCGAAGACAGGUGCCUGAAAAGUUCCGCUUCAGCCGUAAAAUGUGUGGAAGAACUGCGUGUACUCUUGCCCCCGACGAGGUGAGCCGAGCCUGCUCCUACAGAAGCCGGGGAGGUCGGCGGAGACAGCCCCGCUGGAAGGAUGGAGACGCGGACAAAUACCGACCUUCCUACAACAAGAGCCCCCAGUCUAUGAGUCCCGUGCUGCUGUCCCAGAGACAUUUUGAUGAGAAUGCUCCUACAGAUGAGUGCGUGUUGGCUUCCAUGCGUUGGGGUCUUGUGCCUGCCUGGUUCAAGGAGAAGGACCCGAGGAAGAUGCAAUUCAGCACCAGCAACUGUCGCAGUGAGAAUAUACUGCAGAAGAAAUCUUACAAGGGCCCCCUGAUGAAAGGACAGCGAUGCGUCAUCUUGGCUGAUGGUUUUUAUGAGUGGAAGAGGCAAGAAAAGCACAAGCAGCCUUUCUUCAUAUACUUCCCUCAGACUCUGGGACCCAGUCAGGAGAAAGCAGGGGAUCAGGAUGACCAAAUGACCUCAGCUCGCAAUAAGGAGAAUGCAGAGGCAGUGUGCCUUCCAGAGGGGGCCUCCCCCAACUUGACAGAGGAAGGAGAAGCCCCAGGUGAGUGGACUGGAUGGAAAUUGCUGACUAUGGCUGGAGUUUUUGACUGCUGGACACCGCCAGAUGGAGGAGAACCCCUUUACACGUAUAGUGUCAUCACUGUGAAUGCUUCCCCUAGCCUGCAGAGCAUCCAUGAUAGGAUGCCAGCAAUCCUGGAUGGAGAGGAAGAAGUGAGAAGAUGGCUUGAUUUUGGAGAGGUGAAGCCUCUUGAUGCUUUGAAACUGCUCCAGUCUAAAGACAUUUUGACUUUUCAUCCUGUCUCUUCACUUGUAAACAACUCACGCAACAACUCUCCAGAGUGCCUUCAGCCAGUGGAUUCGAACAGCAAAAAGGAGCCCAAACCCACAGCCAACAGUAAGAUGAUGAUGAGCUGGCUGACGAGCAGCACACCUUCAAAGAGAAAGGAGCCCAGUGCAUGUGAGAGUAAAGAAGAGCAAGAGAGCAAGUCUACUGGAGCACUUCAGCAGUGGCUUCAGGGCACCAAAAAGAAACCAAGAACCAAAUAAAGAUAUGAACAAGGACUGAAACUCUGCAGUGUUUAAAAGACCGCCUCGGUCUUUUUUGUUCCACGUCAUUUGGACAGUUAUGAGAAAGAUUCACGUUUAGGGUUUCUCUUGAAUUAGGAACAUUUUUCUGGGAAUUAUAAAUAUGCACAGAUACUGUUUCAUGUCUAAAUGUUAUGAAUAAAUGUCAGAAAUAAACACAGAAUGAUUUAUUCAAGAUUUUUAUUACCCUUAUUACUUGAAACGCAAAGACAUUUUGAAACAA